This is a messenger RNA of Durio zibethinus, 1827 nucleotides long. Lineage: Eukaryota; Viridiplantae; Streptophyta; Magnoliopsida; Malvales; Malvaceae. The record is from RefSeq and is a predicted model, not a curated record.
AAUUGUGUAAUUUUUUGUUUUUUUUUUUUUAAAGAAAGAGGGUAUAUAAAGGGAUAAAGAAGAGAAACAACUUCCCAUCUAUUCCCAUCGUUAGUUGAUAUGGAGUUCCAUUCUUAUUGUAAUUUGGGAGACUAUCUUUCUUUGAGCCCGCUUCCCUCAAAAUUUUUGUGGUUUAACAGACGCAAGAAUAAAGUUCCGAAGAGAAUCAAGCAAACUUCCCUUGGAUAUUGGGAGAAGGCUCCAAGUGAAAUCAUGGACGUUAUCGAAGAGCUAGUUUCAAAGAGAAUUAAGCAAACUUCCAAUGGAUAUUGGGAGGAGGCUCCAGGCGACAUCAUGGAAGUUAUUGUAGAGCGGCUAUGUAUAUCUGAUCGCAUACGUAUGAGUAUCGUCUGCAAAUAUUGGGAAGCAAUUGCUUUGCAGAAACAUAUCCCCACCACCCCCCAAAUCCCAUGGCUAACGCUACCCCACGUUAAGAACAGCAGACACUUGAGCUUUUUUGACAUGUCCGCGGGUAAACUACACAAGCUGAAGUUGCCAAAGCGAUUGCAAGGAGCGAUAUGCUGCGGAUCUUCGAAAGGUUGGUUGCUUAUGGCCAAGGAUUGUCCGUCCCUUCGAUGGGAUAAGUUGGCUAAUUAUUGCAACGGAGUAAUACAGGCUACAAUCCCCUCACUUGGCCAUGCUCUAUCUCUGUCGCCAACACCUGAAUCAGAAAUCUUUCUAUUCAAUCCAAUUUCAAGAGAGGUACACCAACUACCUUCUCUAUUUACAAUUCCCGGUUAUCAACAGUUUCUACGAGAAGACGAACAAAAUGAACACAAUAUUUCAUGCUUCGCCCGAGGGAUCGUACUAUCCUCAGCCAACAUUUCAGAAUGUAUAGUUGCAGGAGCUUUUGACCCUUGUGAUCCCACUCCUAUAAUGGUUGCAAUCUGCAGGCCAGGAGACAAGCAAUGGAGCAUUUUUAGUCGUAAAGGUGAAGUUACGGAUUUCAUUUUUGUUGACUUCCUCUUUACUAAGAGAACACUGCAUGUGAUAAGUAGCGUAGAACACUUCGAAAAUUACAAUUUAGAAUUAGCUGGGUGUGAAGUGAAUUUAAAUAUAAUUCCCUGUUUGCACAUUGAACCUGAAGACGUCACUCUAGAGAUUGGGCUCAUGGCGAAUGAUUUUUUCUUAUUGUCAAAGAACUCAUCUAAUUUAUAUUUAGUAGAAUCAGCUAGCAAUGAAAUACUUGUAAUCAAAAGAAUCUAUGACGAAUUUCAUAGGAUGGAUCAAGAUGACGGUAUUCCACUAGACUGCUACGAAACAAGUAGCUUUCAUGUAUACAAGAUGGAUCCUGGUACUGGUCAGUGGCAUAGGUUGAACAACAUAGAUGGCCAAGUAUUGUUCAUAGGUUAUGGAGGUUCAUUAUCUCUUUCAGCCAAAGACUGUCCAGGGAUUCAAGGAAAUUGCAUUUACUUUACUGAAGAUGCACAUUACUGUUGUGAAGAUCCAGGCCCCAUCCUUUCUCGCGAUUGUGGUGUCUUUUACCUACAAGAUGGAAGAAUUGAACGGUCAUUUCCUGGUGUCAAACUUCCAUCGCCUUCUCGAAUAAAAAAGAGAGAAAGAACCCGUGAAACUACCUCUCUGCUCUCUCAGAAUCGCUUCAAAAACUACUCUUCUUAUCACCCUACCUUCUUAUUAUGGCUCGUUCUCAGACUUGGAUCACUCAUAUCGGAUUUUUUGGAGGUCUCACUCACUUCCUGGGCAAAUGGAGUAAGCAGAAUGAUGACGGUCGUCGACCUCCGAACCGCCGCCACUUUUCAAAGAAGCGGACAUGCCUUGGAAAAAUAA